AUGUCGUGCACAGCCAUCAGACUACGUCAAUUUAUAGAUCCUACACCCUACCUCCCUCCAGGCACUAUUAUUCGUCAAGGAAAGGACAUUCAAGGGUUCUAUCCUGGGCAACUAGGACGGGUACAUAAGGCAUGCAUGCCUGAAAUAGCUCCAGGACCUUUCAUAAAACUGCACCCAGCUCCAGUGCAGCAUGAAGUUGAAACUCAGUACCAACAUGACUUUGAUAAUUUAACUCUUCAGGGGCAUGUCCUUUUUCAAGGGACAAUGAAGAAGGCAAUGAAUGACUGGUACAAGCAAACCACAUACAAAGAAGAAUUUGCACUGCCAUUUUACAAUAUGGACUGUGAUGAGGAUAAAUACACACCAAGAACUGAUCCUGGACCACUGACAAUCUGGAGAAGCAUUGCUGAUCCAAAAAAGUAA
Messenger RNA from Emys orbicularis (European pond turtle), 423 nucleotides. It is a transcript of the gene SPMIP3, whose product is annotated as sperm microtubule inner protein 3. The transcript is spliced from 4 exons. Bases 1 to 423 code for a protein of 140 amino acids. Lineage: Eukaryota; Metazoa; Chordata; Testudines; Emydidae. The record is from RefSeq and is a predicted model, not a curated record.